Messenger RNA from Talaromyces amestolkiae, 3663 nucleotides. RefSeq lists its product as uncharacterized. The record is from RefSeq and is a predicted model, not a curated record. Gene Ontology annotation, molecular function: guanyl-nucleotide exchange factor activity. Gene Ontology annotation, biological process: intracellular signal transduction. The transcript has 4 exons. Bases 1 to 3663 code for a protein of 1220 amino acids. NCBI's taxonomy places the organism in Eukaryota, Fungi, Ascomycota, Eurotiomycetes, Eurotiales, Trichocomaceae.
AUGGCGGAUCUAAGGUCCCAACAAGGCCGAAACUAUCAGGCAAAUCCAUAUGGACAAGCGCCGAAUCCGCGGCGCGAUGCUGCCUUUUCUGAUAUCUUUGGUUCAUCAGCGCAUGCCGGCCGAUCUCAAACAAUGACCUCACAAACCCCUCCUUUUCCGAAUGAACGAGCGCGUACGAUGACCUCCCAUAUCCCACCGCCUCAGAUGCAAAUGCAAAACAGGGCACCACCGCCGCCAGGAGGAGGUGUUCGUCAACUACCUAAUGGAUAUGGACCGGGCCCUGUUAAUGGCUAUGGGGGUCACCAUGUACCUAAUGGAAAUGUCGCUCCGUCACACCAGCAGCAGCAUCCCCAGAAUUAUCCUCGACAAUACCCUGGUCCUAUUCGAGAAUAUGCCAGACCGGGCCCUCAUUAUACGAACCCCAAUGUUCCUGUUCCCCACGGUCGUCCCCCGCCGGCUCUAAAUUCAGACACAAGCCGCUCUCGGUCAAUGGCUAGUGUAGUGAGGCAUCCCCCUUCAUAUACGCAACCCCCAAGCAAUUAUCAGCCUCCUGGCAACACCUUCCGUAGCCAGCAUUAUAAUCACAUCGCAAGAACACCGCAAGGACGACCCGUACCUGAGAAGAAUGAGGAUCCGCGUACGAUGUCACUCAGCUCUUACUCAUCAUCUCAUGACCAUGCCCAGACAGCCUAUGGCCGUACUGUUCCUACCAAGCGCCCACCUUCCGGGCCCGAUCACAUACCACCUCAAUUGCUUCCCGCACAAGCACAGGUACAGCCGCAAGUCCAGGCCCAAGCCCAGCCUCAUAUUUUUCCAGAACAGCAAGGACAAUAUGAAGACAAUUAUCGACCUCGUCGUCCGAGUGAAGCAUCGGUCACCUCGAGAACCAUGUCGAUGGCUUCAACGCUUAUUCCCGAUCGGACAAUGAGUCUGCAAAGCCAGCCUCUUCAGAAACAGACCACUCAAUCCACCACUGCGACAGCGGUCGCACAAGCUCGCAGAUCAAAGCCGUUGGUCUAUCCCGCUCUACUUUCACGUGUCGCAGAUGUUUUCCGCGAAGGAAUGCCUCUUGCAGAAUAUCAGAAGAACGGGCUUUCGUAUCAGAAUGCAUUCCCAGGAUCGAAAGCCGUGGAUUUGAUUGCUCACAUUAUUAGAACACAGGAUCGAAAUCUUGCAUUGCUACUGGGCCGUGCGCUUGAUGCACAAAAGUUCUUUCACGAUGUGACUUAUGACCACCGUCUCCGAGACUCUUCCGUUGAAAUAUACCAAUUCAAGGAAACCAUGACUGAAGAGUCGCCUACUUCAGACGUCAAUGGAGUGUUUACGCUACUCACCGAGUGUUAUUCCCCAACCUGCACACGUGAUAAUCUUUGUUACUCGAUUGCUUGUCCUAGACGACUUGAACAACAGGCUCGCUUAAAUCUCAAACCUCAGCCUGGUCUACGACAUUCCUCUUCGAAGGGCAGUCUUCACGCGGAUGAUGAUAAUGAUGACCAGAAGCUUUGGAUCAACAUGGUUCCAAAGGAGGUUUCUGACACGCUUGAAGAUCGGGAAAAGAAGCGUCAAGAAAUUAUUUUCGAAAUCAUGUACACCGAAAGAGAUUUUGUCAAAGACUUAGAGUAUUUGCGAGACUUUUGGAUGCGUCCGCUUCGUUCAGCUGGCAAUACAAGCUUAUCUCCGAUUCCCGAGCAUCGACGAGAAAAGUUCAUUCGCACGGUUUUUGGAAACUGCUUGGAAGUGUUGAAAGUCAACUCUACUCUUUGCGAAGCACUCAACGCCCGACAAAAAGAGGACCAUGUCGUCCGUACCGUCGGAGAUAUUUUUUUGCAGCAUGUCCCCCGUUUCGAUCCCUUUAUCAAAUAUGGUGCCAAUCAGCUCUACGGAAAGUAUGAGUUCGAGAAAGAAAAGGCUUCCAACCCUGCAUUUGCUCGCUUUGUGGAGGAAACAGAACGUUUGAAGGAGUCACGAAAGUUGGAGUUGAACGGUUAUCUUACGAAACCUACCACACGUCUUGCUCGGUACCCUUUGCUUCUUGAGCAAGUGGCUAAGAAUACUGCCGAUGACAAUCCAGACAAGCAAGAUAUUCCGAAAGCGAUCGGGCUGAUCAAAGACUUCCUUUCUAGAGUCAAUACUGAGAGUGGUAAAGCGGAGAAUCACUUCAACUUGGUUCAGCUCAAUGCGGCCUUGAAAUUCAACCCGGGGGAUUAUGUUGACUUGAAACUCACCGAAGAGAACCGACAAAUGCUUACCAAAAUGGGUUUCAAGAAAGGCCCAACUGAUAGUUCUGAAGUCACUGCCUAUCUGUUUGAUCACGCCGUACUCCUAGUGCGUAUCAAGGUGGUCAACAAACGCGAGGAAUAUCGGGUAUACAAGAAGCCAAUUCCACUCGAACUUUUGGUGAUCACCCAAAUGGACGAGGUCAUCCCCAGGCUCGGACUGGCAAAAAGAUCAUCAUCCAGUCUCAUUCCUGGAAAGGUCAUUCCCACCAAUACACCUGCGCCGAAAGAAGGACUGCCAAUCACUUUCAGACAUCUCGGAAAGGGUGGCUAUGAUUUGACUUUGUAUGCUACGUCACCAACGCAACGAAAAAAGUUUAUUGAAAUGGUCGAAGAACAACAGAGAAAACUUCGGGAGCGCAACAGCAACUUUUAUUCGAAGACUAUCCUUUGCGAAAACUUCUUCACAACAGCGAAUAGGGUCAACUGCUUGGUACCGACUGACGGCGGAAGAAAGCUCGUUAUCGGUACAGAUAAUGGUAUCUACCUAGCAGAGCGAUGGCCUAAAGAUAAGAGUGCAAAGCCAAGACGAAUAUUGGACGCCACUGCAGUUACUCAAAUUGACACUUUAGAAGAAUAUCAACUAGUCUUGGUUCUUGCCAAUAAGACUUUGAGCUCCUACCCGAUGGAAGCUCUAGAAGUCAACGAAGGUCAGAAUCCUCUUGCGCGCCGACCAAAGAAGAUUCAAGGACACGCCAACUUCUUCAAAGUCGGUAUCGGUCUAGGACGGCAUCUCGUGUGCUCUGUCAAGACCUCUGCGCUUUCCACUACUAUCAAGGUCUUUGAACCUAUGGAGAACUUAGCAAGAGGUAACAGGAAACCAGCGUUGGGUAAGAUGUUCAGGGGAGGCCAAGAAGCAUUGAAACCUUUCAAGGAAUACUACAUCCCCGCCGAAUCUUCUUCUGUACAUUUCUUACGAUCAACUCUGUGUGUUGGUUGUGCAAGAGGUUUUGAGGUUGUCAGUCUCGAAACCACAGAAAGCCAAUCACUCCUCGAUCAGGCAGAUACUUCGUUAGACUUUGUUGCGCGAAAAGAGAACGUCAAGCCUAUUCAUAUUGAACGAAUGAACGGAGAAUUCCUUUUGAAUUACAGCGACUUCUCGUUCUUUGUCAAUCGAAAUGGAUGGCGAGCUCGACCGGAUUGGAGAAUCUCUUGGGAAGGCACGCCGAAUGCUUUCGCCUUAUCCUAUCCAUAUAUCCUAGCCUUUGAACCAAACUUUAUUGAGAUUCGGCAUAUCGAGACGAGUGAGCUUAUCCAUAUCAUGACUGGAAAGAACAUUCGAAUGUUGCAUUCGUCGACGCGCGAGAUUCUGUAUGCUUACGAGGACGAGGAAGGAGAAGAUGUGGUAGCUAGUUUGGAUUUCUGGAACAAGGCCACAGUGAAAUAA